Molecule: messenger RNA, 1656 nt
Organism: Closterium sp. Naga37s-1
Lineage: Eukaryota; Viridiplantae; Streptophyta; Zygnematophyceae; Desmidiales; Closteriaceae
Source: the annotation of a GenBank genome assembly
AUGACACAGAGGGUCUCAUUUCUGUCCAGCCAGCGUCGUCGCCGUGACCUGAGCACGGCCUUUCUCCUCCUCUCGCUUGUUCUUGUUUCGUCUCUCCACGCGGCGUUGGCCUAUCGCUUCUCCGCGGGGCUCCGAGCGGACAAGCUGCGGGGGAUGAUGCGCGGAUGGGCGCGAGGCGGAAGCUCGACCGGCCAGCCGCAGCAGCAGCAGCAGAGCGGCGGAAUCAGUGGAAGCGGUAUGGGCAGCGGCGGAAUGGGUGGCGGCGGAAUGGGUGGCGGCGGAAUGAGCGGCGGCGGCAUGGGCGGCGGCGGAAUGGGUGGCGGCGGAAUGGGUGGCGGCGGAAUGGGCGGAAGCGGCAUGGGUGGCGGCGGAAUGAGUGGCGGUGGAAUGGGUGCCGGUGGAAUGGUUGGCGGUGGAAUGGGCGGAGGCGGAAUGGGCGGCGGCGGAAUGGGCGGCGGCGGAAUGGGCGGCGGUGGAAUGGGCGGCGGCGGCACUGGUGGCGGCGGAAUGGGCGGCGGCGGAAUGGGUGGCGGCGGAAUGGGCGGCGGCGGAAUGGGCGGCGGCGGAAUGGGCGGUGGUGAAAUGGGCGGCGGCGGCAUUGGUGGCGGCGGAAUGGGCGGCGGCGGAAUGGGUGGCGGCGGAAUGGGCGGCGUCGGAAUGGGCGGCGGCGGAAUGGGCGGUGGCGGAAUGGGCGGCGGCGGAAUGGGUGGCGGCGGAAUGGGUGGCGGCGGAAUGGGCGGCGUCGGAAUGGGCGGCGGCGGAAUGGGCGGUGGCGGAAUGGGAGGGGGCAUGGGAGGACCUGGUUCCUCUGCUCCAGGUUCGCAAUCAGCCAUGGGUCCUGGGGGAAACAUGGGUGGCGGCGGAAUGGGCGGCGGCGGAAUGGGUGGCGGCGGAAUGAGCGGCGGCGGAAUGGACGGCGGCAGCAUGGGUGGCGGUGGGAUGGGCGGAGGCGGAAUGGGCGGCGGCGGAAUGGGCGGCGGCGGAAUGGGCGGUGGCGGAAUGGGUGGCGGCGGAAUGGGCGGCGGCGAAAUGGGCGGAGGCGGAAUGGGCGGAGGCGGAAUGGGCGGAGGCGGAAUGGGCAGUGGCAGAAUGAGCGGCGGCAGAAUGGGUGGCGGCGGAAUGGGCGGCGGCGGAAUGGGUGGCGGCGGAAUGGGCGGAGGCGGAAUGGGCGGCGGCGGAAUGGGCGGCGGCGGAAUGGGCGGUGGCGGAAUGGGCGGUGGCGGAAUGGGUGGCGGCGGAAUGGGCGGCGGCGGAAUGGGCGGCGGCAUGGGCGGACCUGGGUCGUCUGCUCCCGGAUCACAAGCAGCCAUGGGUCAUGGGGGAAACAUGGGCGGCGGCGGCAUGGGUGGCGGCGGAAUGGGCGGAGGCGGAAUGGGCGGUGGCGGAAUGGGAGGCGGCGGAAUGGGCGGCGGAGGCAUGGGCGGCGGAGGAAUGGGCGGGUCAGGGUGGUUUGCUCCAGGGUCGCAGGCAGCACCCGGCCAGGGUGGACCUGGGAUGGGCGGAGGGAUGGGGGGAGGGAUGGGCGGAGGGAUGGGUGGAGGGAUGGGGGGAGGGAUGGGGGGAGGGAUGGGGGGAGCUGGGGGCAACAUGGGAGGCGGGAUGGCUUGGGUGCAGCAGCACGCUCACUGGUGCACGGGCACUGAUGCAUCAGUGUAG